AUGGCAGACCCAGGCGCCGACGACCACAGUCUGCUCCAGCGCCUGAACGCCCUCAAAGCCACCAGUGUAACGCUAGACAGGUCUUCAAAUGCGCUCGAUGUCUCGACUACGUGCAUAGCAGAGCCGCCCGCCCCGCCGUCGCGGGAGGACGCCCUCUCGGCCCGGCUCAAAGACCUCCGGAACCGGCAGCCCCGGGGUGGGAGCCCUGCCGCCACGCCGAGUCCGCCGUCCCUGGGCCGGGAGCGCAGCGCGGACCCGCCUCCUCCCUAUGCGGAAGGAGAUGCUGCCGCACUGCCUCCCCGAGGACAGUCCACCCUCGCAAAAGCGGCUGCUUCGGUGCCACCUAGCCCGCAGGCAGGAGGCGGGGACGAGCUCGACGAGCUGCUGGGGGCCGGCGGUCCGCAGUCACUGGACGACCUCCUCGAAGGCUUGGACGUCGACGACGACGACCAAUGGCUGCCGAGUCAUAGCGACGAUGGCGACCCCGGCGACGAGUCGGCGAGGGUGGAAGAGCUCCUUGCGAAGCUGCAGGACGACCCCCCUUUCCAGAUCAUCAAGGCCGAGAGCCGGGAGUGGCAGAAGGGCGAUGCGGACGAGGGCGCGGCUGAUGACUCCGAGGGCGAGGCUAUGAAGCGGGAGAUUGACGACGUCAUUGCCAAAGCCCUGGACGAGGUGUAUUUGGAUGAGACUAUGCCUCCCGAGGAGAAGUCUGAUGAGCAGUCAGAUCCCGGGGCAGAUAAGCAACUUAAGCGUGACGUUGAUAUCGCGUUGCCCUCGGCCCCUACGAAACUACGAGACGAGAGCGAAGAAGACAUCUCAUCAGAAGAGGAGACCAGCACGGACGAGGACAGCUCAAGUGAUGACAGUUCCGAUGAUGGUGGUGAGAGGGCGGCGAAACGGAAGCAAAAGGGCAAGAAGAAGAAGAGGGCCAAACUCAAGCUCCCAGAUGCGCCGACAAGAAUAUGGGACCCUGCGGCCUCCGCAGAGAAGAAUUUUGACACUGACAUAGCGAGACGGAUGGCGUUCCUCAAGCGGCUGGAAGGCCGCCUGGACGGAACGCUAGAGAUGCCUUCCGCUCCAACCUUCAAACCAGAAGACAAGCCCGGGAAAGGUGUUCCUUGA
Molecule: messenger RNA, 1122 nt
Organism: Phaeoacremonium minimum UCRPA7
Lineage: Eukaryota; Fungi; Ascomycota; Sordariomycetes; Togniniales; Togniniaceae
Product: putative zinc fyve domain containing protein
Exons: 2
Coding region: 1-1122 (373 amino acids)
Source: RefSeq, a predicted model, not a curated record